CGCGCCCUGCCCCCGCGCGGCGGCGCGGCCUGCAGCGGUGCGCGGGGGGGGUGGGACGCGCGCGCUCCGCCGAGCCGCCGGCGCUCGGGGCCCCCCUCAUGGCCAAGCGGCGCGCGGAGCCGUUACUGUGUCACGUGCCCGUCAAACGGCUCCUGCGCGAGCCGCCGCCCCCGCCCCGCGCGGCCGCGCCCGAGCGGCGCCCCCGGGGCGAAGAGGCGAGCGCACGCCCCGCCGCCCCGAAGCGGAAGCUGGAGGAGGCUGAGGCGCCGCCGGGCAAGAGGCCCGGGCUGCGGGGGAGCGGCCCCCGCGGAGAGCAGGGGGACGCGGCGGACAGGCGGCGGCGGCGCGGCGGGUCCGCGGCGCCCCAGGACGAGCGGGCGGCGGAGGGAUGCGCCGGUGGCCGGGGAAAAGAGCGGGCCGCCGCCGCUGAGCAAGAAGAAGAAUUCUGUCAGUAUAACUCAUUCCUGUAUUGGAGAGCACCUUUGCCUACUCUUGAUUUGUCUGAUAUUCAGAACCUAGAUGGAGAGACUCCACCAGAAGCUAAUAAAACUCCUUCAAGGACUGAUACCAUGGAGACUGAAAUGGAGACCUGAUCAGUUGUUUCAUAGUUGUACAUCUACUCACAGGAAACUUGUUUCCAUUUGCAUUCAGGUUGUUCUUCUUGGGAGAAAAAUAAGCAUGCUUCUGCAUUCUUGAAGAAACAAUGUUAUGUUAGUCUGCAAAAGCAAAUCUGAGUUGUCUUAAGUGGAUGGGAUAAUCGCUAUUAGGUACUUAAUAGUAAGCUGUCUGGAGGUGUACAGUGUGGACGAGGCUAUGAUGUCAAGCAAGAAUGCUUGAACACAUGGAGGCAGGCUAAAAGAAGACUAGAGAAAAUUAGAACUUUGGGAUGCAAUUAAAAGAAAUGGGUGGAUUUGUUACAUGUUGUUGAAAGGAAAUGGAAAGUCAUUUUGCCUGUCCUGAACAAAAAGAUGUAACUGUGGUACCUGAAAUAUUUCUUAUGUGAAUUUAUCAUAAAGCACACAGACUGUAGUGAUUUUUAAUGUGUUUUUUUCUGUGUAAUAGCUAAACCAAAAAAUAAGAGCCUACCAAAACCAGACAAAACAUUCCCUUUUCUAUGCAAACCAAAAACAAGUGUGUCAGGGAGGAGGAAGGAAAAGGGGAUAUUUUUUUCUGUAAACUGCCACUGUUUUAAGUUUUUCUCAUUUUCCUUGCAAAAAAGUAUUUUCACCUUCUCCUUUCACAUUAUCCAAAGUAGUGGGCACCCAGCUUUCAGGUUUUUGGUCCAUUCUCGAGUUAAUGCUAUUCUUAUUCUUUGUGAUGUUAGCUCUGAACCAGUCGGUAGCAUCGAAAUGGCAGGUGUGUGCAGAUGUGUCAAGAAAAGUUAAUGCAAGAUUACCACAUAGGCUUUUUCAAACUUGACUGACUGAGAUGUAGUUUUUACAGAGACUGUGGAUCUUGCAAACGUAUUUUUUUUUCAAAUCUUUUCAAGUAAUUUUUUUCAAAUUUUCAUUGAUUUAGUGUUUGGGUUUUUCUUUUUCGUGAAAUACAAACUUAAUGCUUGUCUUCUGUAACUUAUUUACAAGCUGAAGUACAAUUAGAAAUACUUGUCUUUAAUAAUAGCCUGAAGUUGUAUGGGCAGACUGUCAGACUUUGCAGAUUUGAUUUGUCUUUAAGGAUAGCAAACACUGUAUUUUUGCUGGAAUCAUCACUGAAGAAGGCAACUUGUGAAUUUUAUUUUUUUUAGUAAUGUAUUUGCUAAGGACAAUAAAGUUUUGGCUGUGUGUAUUUGAAAACUUUGGGACUCUUACUGUGUGAAGUUCCUGACUUUAUGUCUUAAGAUUGUUGCUUCUAUGACUUUGUCGUUUUAUUAGGGCUUUUUGCUUAAACUAGUUAGCUUGUCAGUCUUCUUAGUAAACAUUUGGAAACUUUUUUUCAGUUAUUUCUGCUGUAAGGUAUCUGUAUUUGUUAAUUGGUUAUUUGUUUAGAUUGCUAGUGUCUCUUACUACCCACAGAAGAAAGGAAGUGGCUUAGUGACUCAAGCAUUUUGUGGUGCUUGUUUACAUAUGCUUCUACCAGCAAUCAGAUUAGCUAGAUACAUGUUUAAACAAUAUUUAUUUUUCUCACACAUUUUAAAUUAGAUUUUUAAAUUUCAAGUACAUCAGCUUGUCUUAGGAAGUACUUUACAACUGUUUUUAAAAGCACACUCUUUUUCUGGCAAGAAUGCAACUGCUAUUUCAUGUUUACUAUAACCAAAAAUAAAUUGGUAAGGAAUUAGAUUUAUUAAUUUGUUGAGGUGUUUCUUUUGGGGUUUGUUGUUAUUGUUUUUUUACCCUAGCUAGUAUAUGCAUUCCUAUAUUUUUGGGUUUUGUAAUAUUUCAUAACAUCCAGUAUUCUCAGGAUCCAGUAUUUUGUGUUACUAGCUUGUAUUUUUGCAGACAUACUUUAGUCAUUUAAACUUCUUGUAGCUUUGUACACGGUAGGUGCGUCCUAGCUACAGAGUGCAUUUUAGUGUUAAAAUCUCUCUCCUUUCCAUUAUAUUCAAAGGACAGAAGAGGUUUUAUUAAUGUAUUUAAAAUAUAUAUUUGA
Messenger RNA from Chroicocephalus ridibundus (black-headed gull), 2586 nucleotides. It is a transcript of the gene CZH9orf40, whose product is annotated as chromosome Z C9orf40 homolog. The record is from RefSeq and is a predicted model, not a curated record. Bases 99 to 593 code for a protein of 164 amino acids. The transcript is spliced from 2 exons. Lineage: Eukaryota; Metazoa; Chordata; Aves; Charadriiformes; Laridae.